AGCCCUAUAUAUUCUGCCGUGUCCCUUUCGCUUCUAGAUACCCAAGACACUCGCUUAACAACGAGGCUCAACCAGAUUUGCGCUAGUCGUUGCCGUGUUUACGUUCGCGACUCCAAACAGCCCCAACCCAUCAGAUCACGGAAUAUCGGUCCAUUCCCGAACUGCUGGCCCAAUUGCCACGUCUUCCCAACUCCUCCUCACAAGAACGCCAUGGAUCCGCGAGACCUCAAGUCUGCGUCCAACUAUGUCAACCAACAGCUUGCGUCGCGCGGGCUGUUGCGCGGCAACCCGAUCGAUUUCGCGAAACCCUCGAAAGACCCUGACAAUCCCGCGCGGAUCAUCAACCUUGUGCACGAGCUAGUUCAGCGGAGAGAUAGGGAGGCCGAGCAGCGGGAGAAUCUGGCAGACACGAUACGGGUAUUGCGGAAUACCGAGACUAAGCAGACAUCCACAAUCGAAACAAUGAAAGAGAAGAUCGCCGAACUCGAGCGAAAAAACGGCCACCUCGAAUCGCAAGCCCGCUCCAUGACGACCACCUUGCGCACCACCGAGUCCUCGGCCAAAUCCCUCCGCGACGAAGCCCUCCGCCUCAAGUCGCUUCUCGCGCAGGUGCGCACACAGGCCGCGAACGAUGUCCGCAAGCGCGAUAUGCAGAUCACCAAGAUGAAGGAACGACUCAACGAUACGCGGCGGGGCGCCCGGCCUGCAGCUUCAACGAUCGUUAUUAAGACGGGGGAUAAACCGGUGCGGGGAACGGUUCGCGAAUAUGAUGCACUGGGGGAGAGUGUGCAGUCCUCCACGGCUGCUGCCGCUGCGGCAAAAGCGUUGUCGGAUGAUACUACGGACUUUUUGACGACGCUUUCGCAGCAGUUGGCGGACGAGAAUGACAAUAUUCUAGCGCUAGUACGACAGUGUUUGUCUACGCUCAAGGCAGUCCAGGGACUCCCAGACGAUGAUCAUAAUCCACAGACGGAGGAGGAGGCAGAGGGCGCGCUGAACCCGGUUGUGGCACCGCCGGCGAAUCUUGAAAGUCUCAGCAUGGAGCUUGAUACGGUCAUCGGUUCCCUACAGGAGUUGUUGAACCAGCCAGAUUACGUGCCCGUUGAGGAACUGGCGGAGAAGAACGAAGAAUUGGCGGAGAAGAAUGAGGAGAUCAACCUACUCACGCAGAGGAAUACAGUGCUCUAUGAAGAGUGGAAGAAAGCUAUUGAUUUACUGGACGAAUGGAAUCAGGGGUUGUUAAAUUCCGUUCAAAACCCCGAAGAUGCGGAAGGCAGCGGGCCUACUUCGGACCCAACCGCACCUAUGACGGCGCCCAGAAACAGGAGCAAGGGCAGGAGCAAGAGCAGACUACGCGGACUCUCAAUUGCGUCGACUGCGGGGAACGAAAGUGAGAUCGAGGUGCAUUUGUUGCAGAGUCAGGAGGCGGUUACGAGGUCAAUCAAGCGAGUACGGGCCACCGAUCCGCAGUUGGCGUCUGAGCCUGAGCCUCAAGUUGCAAGAAAGCCGGAGAUAUUUGAGCCUCGGCCUCUCUUCCAACCUCAACCCGAGGAGCCACAAGGCCAGGCAGAUACCAAGCAUGAGCAGGAGGAGGCGCAGGAGGAGGAGCAUGAGGAGGAGCACGAGGAGGAGGAGCUGGAGCUGGAGCCAGAACAGGAACAGGAAAUAUUGGAAGACAGAGUGAUUUACGAAGAGGAGGUGAUGAUUGUUCGUACGAAGUCACCCGCGCUAUCUCCGCAUCCACAAUCGCAGCGAAGGAAGCAACCUACACCUAUGCCCUCUUCCAGUAGAAAGACUACGAGGCGCUCACCGCACCCAGGGUCUCGAAGAGGAGCGCUACCAGUGGAGGAGCCAGAGCAUAUACCCGAACCUGAGCCUAUGGUCACCGUUGCGGAGAAUGUGCUUGAAUUGAAACCGCACUCACGACGACAGCAGCCAGUACUGGACUCGACUGCCUUGGCAUCACCUCGUCGGGGAUCACGACGGCAACCGCAGCCUGAGCCCGAGUUGCCUGAGCCCGAGUUGCCUAAUUUGCCCAAGCCCAAUUUGCCCGAGCCCGAGCCAAUGGUUACUGCCGAUGAGCCCGUAUCUAAAUCAUAUUCCCGGCUACAACAACUGCAACCGGCACCGGAUCCAGCUCCGGUGGCAUCACCGCAUCGGGGAUCGCGACGGCAACCACAGCCUCAGCCUGAACCCGAGGUGGAAGCUGUGCCCGAGACUGAGGCGCAAGCUGGGGUGGAAGAUGAGCCCGAGCUCCCGAAAUUGCCCGAGCCGGAGCCCGAACCCAUUGAGAAGCCCACCACUCGAUCGCGACGUGCUCGGCAGUCCGUGCCAAAGCAGUCCUCUAUCGUCGCCUCGCCACGCCGGCAGUCACGACGUCUACUACAGUCCGCGCCAGAACCGGAACCGGAACCCGAGGUCGCACUGCCCGAGCUUGGUGGUGAAGUUAAACCAAAACCUCGCGCACGAAAACCCCGUCCAUCCAUGCCAGAGACCACCGCCACGCCGCUCCGACAAUCACGACGUCAACAGCAAGCCGCCCAAGUAGAGGAGACAGAGCCGGAGACCAUGACCGGCUCUUUAAAGCUACGUAUCCGACGACCACGUGUUGCCCAGUCACCGGCAACCAAGGAAUCUCCCGCGAAACUAAAGCUACGACGACCACCGGUUACCCAGUCACCAGUGGUCGCCGAAUCUCCCGCGAAACUAAAGCUACGACGGAAACAGCCCGUACCCGUUCCAGAGGCGAACACCGACACCCUCAAACCCCAGUCUCGCCGACGAUCAAAGCCUCCCGUCGCCGAACCGGAACCAAACCCAGAAGACGAGAAUGAGAUCGCAGUUGCGGACGGACCAGAACCCCAGUCGGAGCAUGAACUGUCAGACCCCACAUCUCGAAAGCGUCGGAGAUCCGAGCGAGUCAAAUCCAGACCAGAUCUGGCAACCGGGUCGCCCGCUCCGGCCGUAAAGAAGGUUAAACGCCGGACGUCGAGGAAGAAGUUGGAGAUUGAUGGAGACUUGCUUCUGAGUGCUGCUUUUGAUGCGUAAUACUUCCUAUCUAGUUUUUCUCGAUACUCUUUUAGUACUUCCUCGCGGGAGCUUUUUGUUAUUACUUGGCGUAUGAGGCAGGUUUGAGCGCUAUUGUUUGGGUCUUUCGAACGUUUUUUUUGGUUGGCUACGUCCUGUGGAUGGAUGUGGAUAUAGGAUGAUUGCGAAUGAUGAUGUAGUCGUUAUUCAGUCAAGCCCAUUCGAUUCUAUUAUUGCUUUUUCCUUUCAUCAAGAGACCACCUAGACACGGUAUAAAAAAGAAUCGGAAGAAAUAAGGGGAAGGAAAUAAAGUAAAUAUACAGCGAAAGGGUAACACCAAAGGAGAUGUAGUAUCAUCAUCC
Molecule: messenger RNA, 3389 nt
Organism: Tricharina praecox
Lineage: Eukaryota; Fungi; Ascomycota; Pezizomycetes; Pezizales; Pyronemataceae
Product: Afadin and alpha-actinin-binding-domain-containing protein
Exons: 4
Coding region: 211-3048 (945 amino acids)
Source: RefSeq, a predicted model, not a curated record